AUCUUCUGUUCGAGUGAUGCCGCUUCUAGGACACUUCAUAGUCAUAACGCUUUAAUAUAUAUAUCCUCGAUAGCGACUUGUAGUUGAUGUUGGUAAGCACAACGCGUCACAUCUACUCUAAGCUCACAUUCGCGCCCAAUUGCUUCGUAACCAGACUUGUAUUGCGUCAUGCAGAACCGCUAAAAUCCCUCUCGACCUAGGCCAUGACCGCCCUCAACGACCACCAAAACCACAUCUUUGCUCCUCAACAACAGAAUUUCAACAUGUAGUUUAACAACACACCUCCUACCGAUGCCUCUUUACAUCUCGAUACACAACCCACAAUGAAGAGCCCGCCUACUCCCACAAACCCCUCCGCCUCAAAAGCCCUCCGAAUGAGCUACCGCAUCGGCCGCGGCGAACAAGGCGUCCUAACCUUCGAGCCCUACAAAUCCACCAUACUCCCCUUCUGGCGCUUCCGCACGCCUACACUCGCGCGGAAAAGCGCGCAGGAUAUAUGGGAGCGGUUUGAGGCGUACGACGAGGCGGGCGACUUUGUGGGUAUGGACAUGUGCCGGAAGUUCCUACAAAUGGGCAUGACGCGUGCGAAGCGAUAUGCGAAUCAUGCAGGUGGAAGGAAGUAUGAUAAACACACUGGAGAAGAGUUGGCGAAGAGUGGAACACACAAGGGCGCGGCUGAGAAGCUGGAGGCAUCCGAGGUGUUUAGGGAGGCGUGGGAUAUGUGUCGGAAGCAUGAGGGGUAUUUGGCGAGGAAAGAGGUGUUCCAGACCGAGCUGAAGGAGUGGCGGAAGACUGAGCGAUUGAAAGAGAGCCUGCCUACAUAAGGUUUAGGUUGUCCAAUAUUUUAGACGACUAGUAGAAACGGUUCUAUUAGAGGAGCCUUGGUAGUGCAACAACUAGGACUCGAUGCGAUCAUAUAGGGAAUUGACCGUCCAAAAAGUAUAAAGUGCUCUAUUAGAUGCCGAGGGGAAGCAACAGCCACCCACUGCGUAGAUUCCAGACACACUAGGUAAUGCUAGCUCAC
Messenger RNA from Mytilinidion resinicola, 1024 nucleotides. RefSeq lists its product as uncharacterized. The transcript is spliced from 3 exons. Bases 324 to 824 code for a protein of 166 amino acids. The record is from RefSeq and is a predicted model, not a curated record. Lineage: Eukaryota; Fungi; Ascomycota; Dothideomycetes; Mytilinidiales; Mytilinidiaceae.